Messenger RNA from Portunus trituberculatus (swimming crab), 1863 nucleotides. RefSeq names its product AP-3 complex subunit sigma-1-like (gene or). Gene Ontology annotation, cellular component: intracellular membrane-bounded organelle; AP-3 adaptor complex; membrane coat. NCBI's taxonomy places the organism in Eukaryota, Metazoa, Arthropoda, Malacostraca, Decapoda, Portunidae. The transcript is spliced from 5 exons. Gene Ontology annotation, biological process: Golgi to vacuole transport; intracellular protein transport. The coding region runs from base 404 to 979 and encodes 191 amino acids. The record is from RefSeq and is a predicted model, not a curated record.
UGUGUCGCAUGUGCAGGCAUAUUCCAACCUCCUCCCUUGUUGUAUACGCUUACAGCAAUAAAGUUAUCAAUCAAGAAGACAUGUAAGGAGAUCAAGAUUGGCGCAGCUGAUGUUUGUUUACGUCAGGUGACUGAGUGACGGAGUAAGGGUCUGCGCAGCCUGUCACACUCACCGACACGGCUGGCACACACACCCACACCUCACGAACACUAAGUAUUUUUUUUAAUUAAUCAAGAACUGACACGUACCUUGCAAUCAGCUGGUGUUGCUUAAUUAUCCUUUUUUGGCCAUUACUGACACCCACACACCGGUCUGGUGCUAUCCUUGACGGUUACCAGAGGAGUCAAGAGUCCAUCACUGAGGUAACACCAGCGAAAGACAGCAUUGACCGUGGCGAGCAACAAUGAUCAAGGCAAUCCUCGUGUUUAAUAACCAUGGGAAACCAAGACUGUCCAAAUUCUACCAGUACUUUAAUGAGGAGAUGCAACAACAGAUAAUAAAAGAAACAUUCCAGCUGGUGUCUAAGAGAGAUGACAAUGUUUGCAACUUUCUGGAAGGUGGCAGCCUCAUUGGGGGAGCAGACUACAAGUUGAUCUAUCGCCACUAUGCCACACUGUACUUUGUCUUCUGUGUAGACUCUUCAGAGAGUGAGCUGGGAAUCCUUGACUUGAUCCAAGUUUUUGUGGAAACAUUAGACAAAUGCUUUGAAAAUGUGUGCGAACUGGACCUUAUAUUCCAUGUUGACAAGGUGCACUAUAUCCUGAAUGAGCUUGUCAUGGGAGGAAUGGUUCUGGAGACUAACAUGACAGAGAUCAUCACAAGGAUAGAUGACCAAAACAAACUAGAAAAGCAGGAGGCUGGCUUGGCUGCAGCUCCUGCCCGAGCAGUGUCUGCGGUGAAAAAUAUGAACCUGCCUCAACAGAUUAAAGACAUCAAGCUUCCAGAUCUGCCUGCUGCAAUCAAGGACCUCAAGUUCUGACCUCCUCCACUUUCCUACUCCUUCCUCCCCACUGUGGGUUCCAAUGCUCUGCUGGAUGAAACAUUUAGCAGUCAUGAAUUGUAACUUACUUCCCCAUAAAUUCCAAGAUUAACAGACUCAUCAUCAUUGUUAUUAUGUUCAUCUCUUCCCUAACACAGCAAGUUAAGGAUUCGUUAAAGGAAAAAACCAACAGAUUAAAGGAAUGCUGCUCUGUAAAAUGCCUUCAUGGAACAGUCAACUGCUUACACCCAGUAACAAUAAGUCAUCAGCUGCAAACAUUCACAUUUUAGUGACUUUAUUAUAUUAACAACAUUAACAAUUUAAUGUUUUGUGGUUUCGAAAUCUCACCGGUUUUUAUACAAGUAUUGUGAUUGGCAUUUAUUAAUGAGCUCAAAUUCACCAGAAGUAUAUUUUGAUUGCCAUCUACAUAACUGAUUCAACUGAUCAUUAAGCUCAUGGUGUUGAUUGCAUAAUUUUAUGGUUUAUUUUGUUAAAUAAAGAAACACACUUAAAAGUUAUUAAACCAUUCACAUUCCUCAGAGAACCAAAAUCUAUCAAGGCUUUCAGAAAUUAUUUAAAAAUUCUGAAGAAUUAAAAUUUUGUCCCAUGUCCUUUUUGAGCAUUAGUGUGUGUAUGUAUGUGUGUGUUUUACCAGAGUUGCUUACUUAUUAUUCUCUUUUGUGACAUGGGGGGGAAGAUAAAUCUUAAGUAAGUGUUCAAGGUCAGAAACAAAGUAGAUGCAUUUGACAGUGAGUCAUAAUGAACCACGUCAUGCCCAGAUACACCACCUCAUGAAAAGCAGCAGUUCCAGCCUUGACAUGUGUACACGCACUACGUAUAUUUCAUGAUGUUUGUAAUUUUGUUAUAUAAAUAUUUUCAGCAAA